AUGGACGAAGUAGAAGCGUCAGAUAUGAGUGGAGAUGAGGAAUAUUCAGAUUCAGGCCAAGGGGCUAUGAUUAUGGCUACGGUGAUACAUAAAGCAUUGGAAAAUAAGAAAAAGGGAUUGCAAAAAGACUAUGACUGGAUCGUACAUCAGCUAUCGCAAGACAAUAUGGACGCUCAAAUCUUUUACCGAUGGUUAAAAAGUCUGAGAUAUUGUACAACAGAUAUUAACCAUAAAUGUGAAUCACUUGUCAAUGCAACUUUGAAAAUAAAAUGGAUCGAUCGUGAAGAAUCACUAUUAGAUCUUUAUAUUGGAUGGCUGGCAGAUCUAGUUACGGUGCAUACUUCGUUCUACCUUGAUCCGUGCCUGAGAAUGCUAAUUAAUCACUUUAUGUCAAGCAAUGAUUCUCGCGAACUUACCGUUGGAGAAAAUCAAAGUUUUGACAUUUUUGGGAACAAGCAAGUUCAUCGCGCAAUGCAAACUGUUCUACAUUUAGUCCCAUCGUCCCAAACAAGAUUAAUACCUAUUUUAACACAUUAUUUUCCAUCGGAAUAUAAGCCAUUAGAUCAAUAUGUUUAUUAUGUUAGUAAUUUAUUGCGUUUGACUGUUUACGCACCUGGAUUGCGCUCACAAAUUCUAGAGUUAACUGUCCACAAACUAGUCAAAGUUGAUGUGGAGGUAUCGCGAGACUCGAUAAACAAAAUCAACCAAAUAUUUGCUGAUGACGAAAUGCAGUUCGAUGUUGACUUGGAGAUGAAUGAUAGUAAUUCUGCUGAUAAAUUAGCUGUACUACCUAGAGAUCUUCAACAAAUUGCUAAUUUAGCUGAUAAAUUGGACCUGUCAAUGUCGAUCUUCUUAUCUUACAUUAGUAUUAUAUGCUAUCAACAAGGCAAGUUUGAUCAAUCUGCCGCAUCACUACUAUUUACGGAUUUAUUGACAGCUUUCGAUACCAUUAUUUUGCCAACGCAUGACAUUUGCCACAUCCAAUUCUAUUUAUUCGUGACAUGUAGCUAUGACGAAGAAUUUGUAAAACAGAUGCUUCAUUUGUGCUGGAAUAAGUUCGAAGACACAAAUGUACCCGCUGUUUUACGUCAAACUUCUGUGGCCUACAUCGCAAGUUUCGUUGCUAGAGCAAAAUUUGUGCCAUUAAGAAUUAUCAAUACAUGCAUAGAAAUAUUUUGUACCUGGAUUCAUAGAUAUCUUGAUGAACAUGGAAAUUGCACCACUGCCGAUAUUGACACACACUGCCUUUUCUAUUCUGCCUGCCAAUGUUUGUUUUACAUGAUUGUUUUCAAGCAUGAAAACCUGAUGGCAGAUGAAGAAGGUAAAAAAUUACUCAAUCGUGGUGGUCUCCAAAGAAUUGUUACGUCAAAAUUAAACCCAUUACGAUUUUGUAUGCCGAUCCUAGUCAAAUUUUUUGCAGCAAUUACAAGUGAACAUGAAUUAGUUUAUUGCUAUACAAUUAUUGAGAGCAAUAAAAGAGAGCAGCUGCCUACCGCUUUAUUCGGUGGAGAUAAACAGCUUACGCGUGAUAUCAACAAUCAAUUAGAUACAUUUUUCCCUUUUGAUCCUUACCUCCUAUCGCGGUCGGCUAAAACGAUCGAACCUCUAUAUCAAAGCUGGGAUGAUAACCUAAACUCUAAUGCUGCCUGUACAAAAAAUCAACAAGAGGAGAAUGAGGACGAUGACGAUUAUCUAUCUUCUGAUGCAUUGUCUCCAUACGACUGUAUGAAUAGUUUCUCUCCAGGAUUUGGUAUUUCUCCUGCAAGGGCAAUGAUGCAGAAUUACUAUAGAGCAAGGAGCCAUUCAAAUUCAAUGAACGAUGAUAAGUUUUAA
Trichoplax adhaerens is the source of this 1833-nucleotide messenger RNA. RefSeq lists its product as uncharacterized. The record is from RefSeq and is a predicted model, not a curated record. The transcript has 22 exons. Gene Ontology annotation, biological process: transcription initiation at RNA polymerase I promoter. Gene Ontology annotation, molecular function: RNA polymerase I general transcription initiation factor activity; RNA polymerase I core binding. Gene Ontology annotation, cellular component: nucleus. The coding region runs from base 1 to 1833 and encodes 610 amino acids. Lineage: Eukaryota; Metazoa; Placozoa; Uniplacotomia; Trichoplacea; Trichoplacidae.